Molecule: messenger RNA, 1809 nt
Organism: Lobosporangium transversale
Lineage: Eukaryota; Fungi; Mortierellomycota; Mortierellomycetes; Mortierellales; Mortierellaceae
Exons: 8
Coding region: 1-1809 (602 amino acids)
Biological process (GO): dGTP catabolic process
Cellular component (GO): nucleus
Molecular function (GO): dGTPase activity
Source: RefSeq, a predicted model, not a curated record
AUGCAUCUGCAUCAAGCCUCUUCUACCCCAGAUGCUACCUCAACAGACUUUGAUACCAGUCCCUAUAGAAACCAAUUUAAUGACAAUGGUAUCCUCAGCACUCCAAAGAGCCAUCGCCACUAUCGUCGAGAUUCAUUCACACCCUUGUUCGGUCGUGAUGAUUCGGGUGUGUAUGAGGGAUUGGGCGAGAAAUACAUCAAUGAUCCAAUCCAUGGACAUGUGUUGCUGGACAAUGAUUGUCUGCAGUGUAUUGACACGCCCCAGUUCCAGAGACUUCGAGAUUUAAAGCAACUGGGAUCUGCUUAUUUUGUCUUUCCUGGAGCAACACAUAAUCGUUUUGAGCAUUCAAUAGGAACAUCCCAUCUUGCAGGAGAAGUUGUAGAGAGAUUCAGAGAUACACAACCAGAGCUGGAGAUCAGUGAGAGUGAUAUCAAAUGUGUUAAACUCGCCGGUCUCUGUCAUGAUCUCGGCCAUGGCCCAUUCAGUCAUGUUUUUGAUAACGAGUUCAUUCCUCGGGCACUUCCCGGAUCAACCUGGACACAUGAACAGGGCUCGGAAAUGAUGCUUGAGUAUUUAGUGGAUGAUAAUGGCGUGGACAUUGAUCGCGAGGAACUCAAUUUCAUAAAGGAUUUGAUCAUGGGCGAGAGACGAGGCAACAGUCAACGGCAUGCAUUCCUAUUUGAUAUCGUAUCCAACAAACGCAACUCACUGGACGUGGACAAGUAUGAUUAUCUUCAACGUGAUUGUUACAACGUCGGCAUAAAGUCCUCAAUAGAUUGCUCUCGCCUAAUGAGGAUGUCCAGGGUGAUUGAUGAUCAGAUCUGUUGGCAUCAUAAGGAAGUCUACAACCUCUAUGAGCUCUAUCACACACGCUUCAGUCUGUUCAAAAAGGUCUAUACGCAUCGAGUCGGGAAAGCGAUCGAGUACAUGUUGGUGGAUGCAUUGAUGACCGCAAACAAUGUCCUCGGUAUCUCAUCCAUGAUCAAUGUCCCUGAGGAUUAUCUUCACCUUACUGACGACAUUGUGCGUCAGAUCGAACGAUCCAGAGAGCCGGGCUUGGAAGAAUCAAAGGCCAUUAUAAAACGUAUCCGGACACGCAACCUCUACAAGUUUGUUGAUGAACUAUUGAUCCCCAAGGAAAAACUAGGACGCCUUACAAAGCAUAAUGUCAACUCACUAGAGAUCGUGUCAUGCCAAGGACCGAAUGAUCAUCUGGAGGUGGACGACGUGAUUGUAGAGUUCCUUAAGAACAACUAUGCAAUGAAGGAUCGGAAUCCUGUCGAUAACAUCAAAUUCUUUUCCAAAAACAACCAUUCAGUUUCCUACCAUAUUCCAAAGGAGAAGGUCUCAAGUCUGAUCCCCAGUGAGUUCCAAGAAAACAUUAUCCGUGUCUAUUCUAGAGAUCCCUCAAAGGUCAAGGCAGUCCAUGAGGCUUUCCGUCGAUUGAUGUCAAGAUUCUAUCGAUGCAGUGACGGAACCACGAAUUUGCCACCUUCUUCCACUUCUCCGUAUUAUGAUUCAAGAAACACAACACCUGAAAGGAUAAUGGCCGGUAAUGGCAUGAAUAGUACUAGUCAAUCCUCAUCUGCAUUAGCAUGGCUUCAUACACGUCAACUAUCCCCGACGCGUCACCUCAAGGGUUAUAGCAACGGGAACGGGAACGAUGGCGGAGAUGCUAGUCCACAGCUGUUGAGCAGCGGAAGUUUCAAGAGACGAGGCAGGAGUCAAAGUCCUUCACCUGCACGACGGGUUCGAAGUGGAGGUUUACGAAUUCUAGGCGACGGAGUCAAUGAUAUCUUUGGCGAAUAA